AUGUCCAAAGGAACCAAACGCGCCUCGCCCGGUGCUACUGAAGAGAAGGAGAACCCCCUGCAAGGCAUCGAGCUCAGCGAAGAAGAUGCCCAAAAAUUGAACGACAUCCAAAAGGAUACGCAGCGGAUAGAGAUCUGGGUCGAACGUGAAACGGCAAAAAAACAGCUGCCUCUCUGGGAGAAACGUCGCGAGACUCUCAAGUCUAUCCCAAAAUUCUGGCCAGUGGCUUUGAUGAACCACGUUGGAUUCGGCAUCCACGUCCAGCACAACUCGGACCAGCUUGCUCUCACUUAUCUCGAGGACGUCUGGCUUACACGGGAUACGAAGGAGCAUCGUUCCUUCACUCUCGAAUUCUUCUUCAAGGAAAACCCUCACUUCACGGACAAGGUGCUCAAGAAGGAGUAUAAAUACAUAACCCCCCCUGGCGCAGCGGAUGAAAAGCCAGACGAAAAUGGUAUCACUGAGACCAUGCUCGACUUUUCAUGGGAACGUGACAUUGAGCCAUCGACGAUGAAAAUUAACUGGAAGGACCCUGCCAGAGCACUGACCAAGCUGUACCCUCGAGAGCCAGGCCCAGAGCCUGACGACGACCCCGUUGACCCGGGCAGUUUCUUCAACUUCUUCGAGCUCAAGUCGGAUCCCUAUGAAAUCGGGCUUACAAUUGCUAACGAGGUGUUUCCCGAAGCUGUCAACUACUUCUUGGACCAAGGCAAUGACGACGACAUCGAUUCAGACGACUCUGACGAUGAUUCAGACGAUGAUGAUGAUGCUGAGGAGAUUGACCUCGAGAAGCCCCGUAAAAAACAGAAGGUGUAAGGAGUUAGUGGUAUAAUGGUCCUAUUAUGGAGGCGGUAAUUACUGACACUGAUGAAUACUACAGCCCAUUGAAAUUAUAACUAUGGGGGAUGUUACCAGUGUUACCGGCAACGGCCGUGCUGAAUGGCAAAGGUCACUUGCAAAUGCC
Messenger RNA from Guyanagaster necrorhizus, 964 nucleotides. RefSeq lists its product as uncharacterized. Bases 1 to 816 code for a protein of 271 amino acids. Gene Ontology annotation, cellular component: nucleus. The transcript has 5 exons. Lineage: Eukaryota; Fungi; Basidiomycota; Agaricomycetes; Agaricales; Physalacriaceae. The record is from RefSeq and is a predicted model, not a curated record. Gene Ontology annotation, biological process: nucleosome assembly.